ACAUUUCCUGCUGAACGGUAAAGAGAAGAAGGACGAGGAGAGGGAGAAAAACCGUGGCGGGUGGGAGAAGGCGAACAAAAUACUGAAGGGCAAGGAGAGCUAGAGGAGGAGAGGGAGAAGAGGCUAAGGGAGAGGGCUGAGAAAGCAGGAGGAGAAGGAUUUGUCAUAGUGAAGGCGCUAUCCUGCCCCAUGGAGGAAUAACAGGGAGCUGAUAGCACAGUAUAAGGACGACUAGACAACCGGCUCUUCGUAGGCAGCUGCUCAGGCACAAGGAGGAUGCAUUUUGCCUUUGGAAUUAUACAUGGCGCAGGGCUGCUGCUCCUCAUCUCACAGGCUGCUCUGGCUCAAAGAUGGCGUAAGGAAUAUGAGGAUGAAAAACCAUUUGAUCUAGAAAGUUCUGGAGAUGAUGAUUUCCUUGAUGAGGACGAUACAGACGAUGUUUAUUCUGGAUCAGGAUCUGGUGAUUUUGAGAUGGAGUCCAGGCUGGAUUUUGGGGUCAUAUUCACUACAGAAACGCCCAUUGCUCCACCCACCGCCACAGCCCUGAAACCAGCACCUACGGUAGACACAAUUCCAACUCUACAAACAACUUUGCUUCCUCCCACAACACAAGCAACCUUAGUACAUCAACAACACCCAUGGGUUCUUCCUGAAGCCCCAGAAACACCAUCCAUAACUGCUGCACCCACACCAACUAGUCCUACCAAAGAAGCAGCAACUACUGCUGCUGUAACCACUGCAACAGCCAGGACAACUGAGGUACGCCGGUUACAACCUGUGAUUAUAGUAUCAACUUUAACAACACUAAUGCCUACUACUACAGAGGAAGAAACAAAGGAAUGGGAUGAUGAUACAGAAAACAUCGGGACCAUUCCAGGCCAGGGAAGCAGCCAGCAGUGGCCUACCCAAGAUGACAGAACAGUUCAGACAACCGUUGCAGAGGACAGUAAAAAAGAGGAUUUGGAAGAAGUGACUCCCACUCAACAACCACAGACAGACAACUGGGAAGUGACCAUAACUACUGCUCGUGAUAGCGAUGUAGAGGUGCCAGUGAGUGGAGGCCCAAGUGGUGACUUUGAGAUCCAAGAGGAGGAGGAAGCAUCUCAGACACAACCACCCACAAUACCUGACUUGGGCAAUGAAGUAUUGCCACCUGGCACAUCUCCCACUGAUCGUGGUCGGGGGAGGAAACUAGAUACUGGUCUCAUUGACAACACUAUAGAUUCUGGGAAUACCCUGGCACAGAUGCCGCAAAAGAAUAUUCUGGAGAGACGAGAAGUGUUAAUAGCGGUGAUAGUGGGAGGAGUGGUUGGAGCCCUUUUUGCUGCCUUUCUAGUGAUGCUACUGAUUUACCGCAUGAAAAAGAAAGAUGAAGGAAGUUACGCUCUGGAGGAGCCCAAACCAGCCAGCGUUUCCUAUCAAAAACCGGACAAUCAUGAAGAAUUCUACGCAUAGUAGAGGGGAUGUGUCCUUCUUUCCUCUUGCCAGUUCUGAUGAUCAAUGAGCCUGUGGACGGAUAUUCCUUUCAUGGCUUCCAUGUCCGGUGAUCCUGGAUGUGGGCUCUUCAUUUUUAAGUCACAGCUACCUGAAGUGUGGUCACAUGAAAUGUGGCCAGAUCAGGACAGUAUGGAAACAAAGAAUGUUUCUGUCGUGGGAUUUCUACUCCUUCCAUUCCUCUUUGCAUUCGUACACUGUCAAUGGCCACAACUGCUGGUGCUUCCUUGAGGGUUCUUUGACAAUGCUUGACUGAUAACAUUGUUGUGGCCACUACAUAGCAAAUUCUGGACCCAAAAAGCACAAGUGAUACCUUUUACUUCACCUUUUAUUGCAGUAUUGGCAUAUACUAGGAAAUCGUUUCUGCAGCCCCAGAUGGUCUGUUUUUUAGUAAUAGUUCCAGCAUAGGACGUUUAUGUACAUGCUAAAGGGAAUCUGGAAUGUUGUAUAAAAAUCCUAUAUAUAUAUAUAUCUUUAUAUUAGGCCUCUUCGAAUUACUUUCUAGUCCGACCACAGGCUCCGCCAUUAAGCUGUAAAUACGAUCUGGUGUAAAUUAAGAAAUUUUAGGGAGUCUUAUUAGGGAAAAAAAAAGAGAACUUUUUAAAAAAAAAUUUAAGCAAAAUGUUCUCCAGCAAAUGUACUGAUGUGGAAAUAAAGACUGAAAGAGGGUUACAUGUUUAUUCUUUAAAUGAUGGUACUGAGAUGGAGAAGGGAUGAGACUAGUGUUGAGGUUAAAUGUCGUGCCAUAAAAAGGGAUUUGGUUCGGGGGUAAAAUCUCCAACCUCAUGGUGCAGUUCUCUUUUUCAAUGGUUACACUGUCCUCCUCGGUUCUAACACUAUAACCUCUGCUUCAUUUACUUAGAGGUCCGGUAUGCUAUGAAAAAAACACAGAUUAAUUGAUUUGGCCGCAGCCAAGGAUUCUGGGUAUGUAUUUGUAAAUGGGCACACCUGACGCUAUUUUGAAUCUGGAUGACAAUUCACUCUGAUCGGCUACAGAGCUUAAAGUGUCCCUGUAGUUUGGAAACAUUUUGAUAUUGGUGAAGAUCUAGGUGCUGAGACCUUUGCUGAUUGCUAGAACGAGGAGAUAAAAGUGCUCACAUGGAGUCUGCCUCUCCUCCCUGCUGGAGACAGACGUGAGACGGACUUAGUAGAGAAUCUAUGGGAAUCUCCUGCAGUAUGGCGAGAGUGUGCUAUGUGAGCGCUUCUCUCUCCUCAUUCUAGCGAAUCGCAGAGGUCUCAGUGCUUGGACCCCCACCGAUGAAAACCUUUCACAUGUCACUAUGACAUAUCAAAAGUUUUCCCAAAGCACAGUGCCACUUCCAAUUUAUAGAGUUUUUCAGAAGUCUUAGGCCAUGAUGAAAUCUGCGUCAGAGGAUCCGUUCAGGUGCAGGUUCACAAACAGAAAAUCUGCACCAAAAAACGUUUGUUACUUGUGUUUUGUUUUGUAGAUUUGAUGCAGUUUUGCUGCAAAUCUCACUGAAAUCCGCACAGUAAACAAAUUGCACAAACGUUUGACACAUAUAGUGAGAAUAAAGACUUAAACCAGUGGUCUGCAGCCUGUGACCCUCCAGCCACACCUUGUCGGGGGAUGUUGGAAGUUGUCGUUUUACAUCAGCUGGAGAGUCUAUAUUCCCUAAUAAUUUUUUGUGUGCAAAUAAGAUGUAAGGGUUAUCUUCUGUGGGCUUUUCACCUCUAAGUAAAUGAAAUGGAGCACCAAAGAAGGCAAACAUGAGGCCUUAGUCCCUUUCCCAAAAUCCUUGGGUUGGAGGGUUUCAAACAGGCCACUGGCAAUGGGUUAAUAUUUGUAAAGUUAAAGAACUUUUAUCCUAACUGUAACUGGUACAAUGACUAAAUGCUUUUAGGACUAGAACAUAAAGGAAUGAUGAGAUGAAGCUCUCAUCCAAAUUAGAACUUCUUUCAAGCAAGCUGAAUGUCCUUUCUGUGGCAGUCUAUGUGUUUGUUCUUUUUCCUGCGGAGACCGAAUGUAACACACCAAGGGGCGAUUUAUGCAUUUACAGCAACUCCUUGGCUGAAACUUUCCAGUUCGGAACAAGGUCCAUAUCAAGACCUGGGAGAUUUUGAUUUUGUAUAUUAUUUGGCAGUCUACCUGCAAUUGCAAAGUGGGAUCAUUUCUUACAAAACAUCUGUUGUCAGUGGUGAAAUAAUUUCUAGAAGGGGUUGGGUACCGGGGUUAUACUGUAAUAGAGCAUUUUUUUUGUAUGUACAGUAUGUAAUUCACUAGGAUUUUAGCAUUAAAAAUUUGCUUCUUAAAGUCUGUUCUGAAUGUGUCUCAUAGCACAGACUUUAAAGCCAAAAGCUAAAGCAACAUGAGCAACGAGCAAACGAAAAUGGUUCACUUCAGAAUACAACUAUACCUUUGCCAAUGAUCUUAAGCAAUGUUGCAGUUCAUGUAUCUUAAUAAUUUUAUAAUUAUUUCUGUGCUGUACCCAAUUAAGGAAAUAAAACGUAAAACAUUUGAAUUUUU
Bufo bufo (common toad) is the source of this 3979-nucleotide messenger RNA. RefSeq names its product syndecan 3 (gene SDC3). The transcript is spliced from 5 exons. The record is from RefSeq and is a predicted model, not a curated record. NCBI's taxonomy places the organism in Eukaryota, Metazoa, Chordata, Amphibia, Anura, Bufonidae. Bases 277 to 1455 code for a protein of 392 amino acids. Gene Ontology annotation, biological process: cell migration. Gene Ontology annotation, cellular component: membrane; cell surface.